AUGCAGAAGGUGGUCCAGCGAAGGAUAGCCGCCGAGCACCAGGCCCUGCGCCGUGCCGCAAAGCAGAAGAGCAAGGUCGACAACGCAAAGGAAUGGACGGCGCGCUGGGCCCAGACCGCUCGCGGCAAGCAAGAGGCCAUCUACUUCAAGGACGAGAAGCACCGCAGACGCGAGGAAUAUGAGGUCGGCCCUCUGCUCGCCCCGAGACGCGAUACUGGCCAUCUCAAGGACCUGUACGGCACCGUCGACCCCAACGUCAUCCAGACACCAAAGCUCCACUGGACCAUGUACAAGCACCUCAAGAGUCCCUUUGCUGUCGGCGACAGAGUCGUCAUCACCAAGGGCAAGGAUGCUGGCAAGAUUGGUACCGUCUCAGAAGUCCAGACGGACUCUGGCUUUGUGCGCACCACCGAAUUGCGAAAGGCCGACUACUUUGUCCCCGAAUACGUGCGCAGAGAGAACAAGGACCAUCGUGCAGUUGUACAACAAUCCAUGCCCAUUCCCUGGGAAGACCUCAAACUCGUCUUUCCUCUUCGCGACCAAACCACCGGCCACUUCGAAGACGUUGUCCUGGACAAGGUCGAUUUGCGCAAUGCCGGUUGGGUCGAGCGUAAGAGUGGCCGCCGUGAAUACCUCCAAGGUCAACGCUUCCUUCCCGGCGUCAAAACCCCUCUGCCAUGGCCCAAAACUGAGAAGGAGGAAAAAGCCGAGGGCUACGACGACGACACCCUCCGUAUCACAGUCGACGAAGCCACUCACCGCCCUUACUUGCUUCAACCACCCAUGCCUCCGUCCGUCAUCGAUGAGUUGAGAAACAAGUACUCCGUCUUCCGCUCUCGCCACGAGCCAGAAUACAUUGCCGCAAAGGAAGCCCAAGACCGCGCCGCAAAGCACAAGGAGAACCUCGCCCGUCUGGUUUCUACUCCGCUUGCCGAAUUGAAGGAGCAAAGGCGACAGGAGAGGCUCGCAAACCCUCUCGAACUGUCCGAGGAACAGCUCGCCAGAAUCGGAGAAGUCAUGGCCCAGGAGAAGCAGAACGCCAUCAACAAGCUUUCUCAGCAAUAA
Messenger RNA from Aureobasidium uvarum, 1065 nucleotides. The record is from the annotation of a GenBank genome assembly. Lineage: Eukaryota; Fungi; Ascomycota; Dothideomycetes; Dothideales; Saccotheciaceae.